AUGGAUAUAUCAAAAGCAAAACCCAAUAUUGAUGUCGUGUCCGAGAAGGACGGUGAGAAAGUAGUGCCUGAGAAGGGCGGAGAGAAGUUGGUGCCCGAGAAGGGCGUAGAAAGUAAGAAAUCGGGGCUAGAACUCCUGAAAGAGUGUUCGGUAGUACUGGGCGAAGAUGUUGGUCUCUUAGGUCGUCGUCGUACUCGCCAUAGUCUGUUGAAAGCGGUUGCGGGCGAGAUCGACUGCGGGUCUACGCGGUCGAGCUCGUGUGCAACCCCAACUGAGGAGAUGGAAAUGGAACCGUUGCCGUCUACGUCUGGUCUCCGUUCCUGGCGUAAAAGACACAUUGCCGAGUCUGACACAGACUCUAUAGUUGAGGAUGAGGGCGAUGUCCAGUCCGCCCGCAAAAGGUCCGGCAGCCCUAGAGUGGGGUCGAGAGCAAGUUCUCGCACAAGGAAGAAGGAGGAAUGUCGGCGGCAGUUCGGCUACCGAUUCUUUGAGGACGAUAUAACCAGAGCGGUCCCUGGGGCGGGUGCUACCAAGUCUGGAUUGCCUCCAGCGACGGCCCUGGAUUAUCAUGAGAGUGACUUCUUCUCCUCUGGGGAUGAAGCGUCGGAUAUACAGUCGGAGUCGGAUAGGCCGACGGCGUCUGGCGCCACUGCCACUGCCGCCGCCGAGAAUAAGAAUAAAGUGGCCGAGGAGGUAAUCCGCAGGGCGAAGUGUCUCGUCCACCGGCAAGCGGAUGCUCUCACCGAUGUUGUGAAGAAGGCAGGGAACCUCAAAGGGACCACCAUAAGGACCCUGAAAGAGGGUUUGGCCGGGAUCACACAGGUUGUGGACACCUUGGAGGGGGCUCUAUUUCCGACGUCGGUCUCUCCACUGGUCUCAAAGAACCUGAGACUUGAGCAGGAAGUCGAGUACCUGCGUCGGCAGUUGGCCGAGGCUCGUGCUGCCAAGCCAGCUGCCAAGCCAGCGGCCAAUGCCGGUAUCUCGGCGGAUGUUGUCCCUGUCGUAGGGAGUGAGGCGAGCGCGUUCCGCGCUCAAAUAAUGAGGGACGUCGGCGGAAUCGUCCGCCAAAUGGUAGGGACGCUUAUGAAGGAGGUGAAAGAGAUGAUCUCUGCCCUCCCCUCCACUGAGAAGGUGUCGUCUGCGUCUGCGUCAGAAACGGGUCGGGCCAAGAAAAAGAAGGCGAAGAAGACGCCCGUCACACCGGCGCCCUCUGGACAGCCCGAGUCGGUAGCAACAACAUCCGCUCAGCCGCCUGUGCAGGCGACCGCGUCCUCCUGGGCGACGGUCGUAAAAGGAAAACGGGGCAAGACCGUCAGUGUUCCCGAAGGGCAGCCUGUGGCUGUCAACCCUCCGGUGACGAAAGCCGGUUCGGCCCCCUCGAAGAAGGCAAAGAAGACGAGCGCACCCUCGCCUUCUAAACUGAAACCGCCUCGCUCCGCGGCGGUUAUUAUUACGUUGGACCCAGAGGCGGAAAGGGAGGGUGUCGCGUAUGCGAAUGUCCUUGCGGAGGCCAAGAGAAGGAUCGAUCUCCGCGCAUUGGGGAUCGAAGAUAUGCGGUUUCGCACCGCGAUCACCGGCGGUAAGGUUCUAGAGGUUCCAGGUGCUGAUGGCGCGAGAAGGCCGACGUUCUGGCGUCGAAGCUCCGGGAGUUCAUCCCGGAGAAUAUGGCCAAAAUCUCCAGGCCCGUAA
Messenger RNA from Galleria mellonella (greater wax moth), 1689 nucleotides. RefSeq lists its product as uncharacterized. The transcript has 2 exons. Lineage: Eukaryota; Metazoa; Arthropoda; Insecta; Lepidoptera; Pyralidae. The record is from RefSeq and is a predicted model, not a curated record. The coding region runs from base 1 to 1689 and encodes 562 amino acids.